AUGAGUGCGCAGCAAGCUGCUCAGGAGGUUAAUAACCUGUCUUUGAACGACAAGAAAAGCGAUCACAAAGCUGCUAAGCCAAACAAGAAAAGCAAGCAACAAUCGUUGUACUUGGAUCCGUUACCAGAAUUCGUGGAUGAAAGAAUUGAGCUCUUUGAGAAGUUGCAAAAACAAUACAAUGAGAAAGUUGCCUCCAUGCCUCGGGUGCCUUUGAAGAUUGUCCUGAAAGACGGCUCAGUCAAGGAAGCCACUGCUUGGGAAACUACUCCAAUGGAUAUCGCUAGAGGGAUUGCCAAGUCGUUGGCUGAUAGGUUGUGUAUUGCCAAAGUUGACAAUCAACUGUGGGACUUGGAUAGACCUUUUGAGGGCGAGGAAGGGCAAGAGAUCCGUCUGCAGUUGCUAGAUUUCGAUUCGGAGGAAGGCAAGAAAGUUUUCUGGCAUUCUUCUGCUCAUGUUCUGGGUGAGGCGUGUGAGUGCAAUUUGGGAGCUCAUAUCUGUUUGGGUCCUCCAACUGACGACGGGUUCUUCUAUGAAUUCGCUGUCAGAGACAGUUUGAAGCCGGUCGAAGGCGAAGAAAGAACAGUCUCCCAAAGCGACUUCCCAAAUUUGGAAGGCGUUGCUAAGGACGUCAUCAAGCAGAAGCAAAAGUUCGAGAGGCUGGUCAUGUCCAAGGAGGAUCUGCUCAAGAUGUUUCAUUAUUCUAAAUACAAGACGUAUCUGGUCAACACAAAAGUUCCAGACGGUGGCUCUACCACUGUUUACCGUUGCGGUACCUUGAUUGACCUCUGUGUCGGUCCACAUAUUCCAAACACUGGGCGUAUCAAGGCUUUCAAAUUGCUCAAGAACUCUUCAUGUUACUUCCUGGGUGACUCCAACAACGAUUCCCUGCAAAGAGUGUACGGUAUUGCUUUUCCAGACAAGAAGCUAAUGGACGCCCACAUGAAAUUCUUGGCGGAAGCCUCCAUGAGAGAUCACAGGAAGAUUGGUAGGGAGCAGGAGCUAUUUGUGUUCCAUGAAUGGUCUCCAGGUUCGUGUAUCUGGCUGCCACAUGGUGCCAGAAUUUACAACAAGUUGGUUGACUUCAUGAAAACGGAAUACCACAAGAGAGGUUACGAAGAAGUUAUUACACCAAACAUGUACAAUUCUAAGUUGUGGGAAACUUCCGGUCACUGGGGCAACUACAAGGAGAACAUGUUUACCAUCGACAUUGAAAAGGAAAGUUUUGGUCUAAAGCCCAUGAACUGUCCCGGUCACUGUUUGUUGUUCAAAGCUAGAGAACGUUCAUACAGAGAACUGCCAUGGAGAGUUGCUGACUUUGGUGUUCUUCACAGAAAUGAAUUCUCAGGUGCCCUCUCCGGUUUGACUCGUGUCAGAAGGUUCCAACAGGAUGACGCUCACAUCUUCUGUACUCCGGAUCAAAUUGAGGAAGAAUUUGAGAAAAUUUUUGAUUUCUUGCAAUAUGUCUACGGCGUCUUCGGCUUCGAGUUUAAGAUGGAAUUGUCAACCAGACCUGAGAACUAUGUUGGAGAUAUAGAAACCUGGAACAAAGCCGAAUCUAAAUUGGAAUCUGCUUUGAGGAAAUGGGGAGGUAAGUGGGAAUUAAAUCCUGGUGAUGGUGCUUUCUAUGGUCCAAAGAUUGAUAUUAUGAUUUCUGACGCUUUGAGAAGAUGGUAUCAGUGCGCCACCAUGCAAUUGGAUUUCCAAUUGCCAAACAGAUUCGAGCUGGAGUACAAAGCCAAGGACAACAAGGAUAAUGAGUCAGCGAAUGAAAACUACGAGAGACCAGUGAUGAUUCAUCGUGCUAUCCUCGGUUCUGUUGAGAGAAUGACUGCUAUCUUGAUUGAGCAUUAUGCUGGCAAAUGGCCAUUUUGGUUGUCCCCACGUCAAGUUCUGCUCGUCCCGGUCGGCGUGAAAUAUCAAGAGUACGCUCAACAAGUUCGCGAUAAACUACAUAACGCUGGCUUCUAUGCCGACGUCGAUUUAUCUGGUAACACUUUACAAAAGAAAGUUAGAAGCGGUCAAAUGUUGAAAUACAACUUCAUUUUCAUUGUUGGUGAGCAAGAAAUGACCGAAAACUCGGUAAACAUCAGAAACAGAGAUAUCAUUGAGCAACAGGGUAAGAAUGCCACCGUAAACGUCGAUACCGUUAUAGAGCAAUUGAAGAGGUUGGCAGAUGAGAAGAGAGUCGACAAUGUCUUAUCCUGA
Molecule: messenger RNA, 2205 nt
Organism: Torulaspora globosa
Lineage: Eukaryota; Fungi; Ascomycota; Saccharomycetes; Saccharomycetales; Saccharomycetaceae
Gene: THS1
Product: threonine--tRNA ligase THS1
Exons: 1
Coding region: 1-2205 (734 amino acids)
Biological process (GO): threonyl-tRNA aminoacylation
Cellular component (GO): cytoplasm
Molecular function (GO): ATP binding; threonine-tRNA ligase activity
Source: RefSeq, a predicted model, not a curated record